Messenger RNA from Anisakis simplex (herring worm), 2301 nucleotides. The record is from the annotation of a GenBank genome assembly. NCBI's taxonomy places the organism in Eukaryota, Metazoa, Nematoda, Chromadorea, Rhabditida, Anisakidae.
CAGAAGGUGCAGUUGGAUGGUGUUAAUGAAGUGAUUCCAAUUAAAGUUGAUGGCUUCGCGGCUGUACGAACCCGAAGCAAUAACAAUGUUCAUGUGUACAAAAUUGCUCCCUCACAACAACCUCAGGGAACACUCGUAUUGGAUAAGGCUGAUACGCUGGCAACGUUGCGUACACCGGACGGUCGCAAUUUAUUGGCCACAUUCAACAGCCAUUUCGAGGUCGGCGUAUACGAUUUGGCAUCGGGAAAACGACUGUUCGAUGCGAAACUGGGCACCACUGAUCGUCUGCAACACGCACCCGUUCAGCUGUUCACUUUUGCGUUGGUGGGGCGAGAGUAUGAAUUUGUGACUGUGGGACAGGAUUGUCGAUUGGACUUCUUCGUUGUUCAACCACAGCAACAAGCUGGAGGAUCUGCCGCAACAACCUCGGCGUCAUCUACAGUGAGCAGUGCAGAGUUGCUGCUAGAGUGGAGUCGACAUGAAGCGUUGAGUACGAUCGCAACAAUGCGAAUGGUCGAUUUACCGCUGUCCGAAGCGCAAGUUGGCAUAGAAUCGGAGUUCAACGAUGAAGCUGGAAUAUUGGAGUCGUUCGUGAGGCGGAUUCGAAGUCAAGUGAAUCAAUUUCGUCGCGUCUUCAUAAGUGCCACCAAGCAAAUCUUCACAGCAUCAUCGUUUCUGAAUAUUCGAUCAAAGUCAUUCUCAGAUUGGAUGCAGUCGCUGAGUUCAUCGGCUGCUCGCAAUCAUGGUGCAAGUAAUCGAAAUCGACGAUCCACAUCCGAUUAUGAUGAAGUGCAGAAACAACAUCGCUCUGAGUUGACGUUGGAGAGGGAUUAUUUCAAUUUGCGAAAGAUCAUUUUGGUGGCAACGCUGAAGUCAACUUUAUUUGGAUUGGAUAGCAGUGAUGGAUCAAUAUUGUGGAGGCUUUAUUUGGGUCGUGAUACGAUACCUCUGAGAGAGAGUCUUGGAUCUGAGACGGUUCCGUUGUUUGUGCAACGCACAACGGCACACUAUCAACACGCUGCGUUGGCAUCGAUUGUUUUAGCAAAUAAAAGGAUCGAUUUGCCGUAUCGUGUAAAGAAGGUGGAUAUGUUACCGAUUGUUGACGCACAAAAUAUUCAUCCUCUGUUGAUUAUGGAUAGAUCGGAUAAGAUAACAACGCAUCCGAAGUUACAAUCCACGAACACAUCACGAUAUACACCGCCCGUACAUUUGUUUACAUUCGACCAGAAGGGUCACCUAGAAGGAUAUCAAUUCGAGACGCAGCAAAUGAGUUUGCAGCGAGUCUGGAUGGCCGAUCUCAAAUUAUCACCACAGCAAAAAAUUAUUGCCGUCUCAUCGAAACCAAUCAGUCGUAGCGGUGAUAAUUAUAAUAACGAGAAAAGUGACGAAAAUAAUGAUAAUAUUAAGAGAUGUUCGUCGCGUUUUGAAAGUGAAGAGUUCGUUGGUAUACAAAAAAUUAUAUUUGAAAUUGUAGAACGAGUGCAUAGUCACGGUAAGGUGUUGGGUGAUCGUUCAGUGCUUUACAAGUACUCCAAUCCGAAUUUGGUUGUAAUCGCGAUUUUGGAUUCAGUACAUUCCGUGCUGCAUAUUGAAUUCAUUGAUGCCGUCUCUGGCUAUGUCGUCUAUAAAGCAAAGCAAACAAAGGUAUCUGGACCCGUGCAUCUGAUCCAAUGUGAGAAUUGGCUAACGUAUUCGUAUUGGAACGAAAAGAGUCGUCGUAUGGAAAUCGCUGUGAUUGAGUUGUACGAAGGUUUAGAGCAAACGGAUGAACUGCAUUUCAAUUCAUUGACACCAACAAUACCACGGGUGAUAAGUGCUAUCUCGCAAGCGUAUAUCUUCCCGCAAGGUGUUUCGGCGCUGGGAGUCACCGAAACAGAGCAAGGACUAUCAACAAGGUCGUUGCUAAUUGCGAUGCCUUUUGGUGGUAUAUACGCCAUUUCAAAGCGAAUCGUUGACGCGAGGCGACCGCUUGAAAUGACUCCCGAGUUGGCCGAAGAGAUGCUGAUUCCGUACAGACCCGAACUACCGAUAGCGUCCGAGGAUUUUGUGAAUUACAAUCAAACAGUUUACAAUAUUCGUGUUAUUAAAACAGCGCCAUCUGGAUUGGAGUCAACCAGUCUGAUGUUCGCAUACGGGUUGGAUUUGUUUUUUGCUCGAUUGACACCAUCAGGGACAUUUGACAUUCUGAAGGAUGACUUUGAUCAUUUGCUCAUUAGUGUUGUAUUGGUUGGUUUUGUAAUAGCGAGUGUAAUUUGUAAAAAAUUGGGUAAAAACCAUACGUUGAAACAGGCAUGGCAAUAA